AUGUACGAGCCGUCCAUCUCCGGGUUGCAAGCCAACUCAACCCGCCUCGUUCGCCGCUUACCCCUCGGGCCCACACAUCUGAACCUCUUCGCGCUCUAUUACAUCCUCGAUAUGGACCCGACGUACACCCAACUCCAGAUGCGCCUCUACAAGCGCGAGCUCUCUGAAUACACAUAUCGCCUCUACGACAAGGCUCGUUCCGAUAUGCAGGCGAAAGGCCUCACCUACUUGCCGCCUACGCCCAUGGUCCGCGGUCCGCUCGCAGCCGCGCCCGCAACAAAUACGCCUGUUCAGCGAGCUGUGGCAUGA
This is a messenger RNA of Peniophora sp. CBMAI 1063, 309 nucleotides long. Lineage: Eukaryota; Fungi; Basidiomycota; Agaricomycetes; Russulales; Peniophoraceae. The record is from the annotation of a GenBank genome assembly.